Molecule: messenger RNA, 6585 nt
Organism: Penaeus chinensis
Lineage: Eukaryota; Metazoa; Arthropoda; Malacostraca; Decapoda; Penaeidae
Gene: retm
Product: protein real-time-like
Exons: 18
Coding region: 17-2533 (838 amino acids)
Cellular component (GO): cytoplasm
Source: RefSeq, a predicted model, not a curated record
GAUUAUUAUACUUAUUAUGAUUAUUGUAUUAUUUUUUAUUGUUUUAUUCACAUUUUUGCUUAUUCAUAAUAUUAUCUUAAUUCUCCCCUUUCUAACUCUCCCCAUCUUCCGUCCACAUGUUUAUUAUUUCCUAAUAUUGUAUUUUUUUCUCUCCCUUUGUCCACAGGCGUACGUGCGGCGCUUCCCGACGUGUGACAUGAUCCCCAUCAUGGCGGGAACUGACGUGAUCAAGGAGCAUACGUCUAAAGAUAAGGCGGUCACGCAGAUCUCGCGCCGGUGCAGGCUUCACGUGGAGGCGCCGUAUCUGCUCAAAAAGAUCAUGGGGGUAGAGUACAUCUUCUUUGUACAGACCAACACACUUGAUAGGAGGAACCGCACUCUUCAUAUUGAAGCUUAUAAUGAGAGCUUCUCCGCGCGAGUCACCAUUCAAGAAAACUGCAAAUACUCUGUACAUCCAGAAAAUAGUGAAUGGACUUGCUUCGAACAAACUGCAAGUUUAGAUGUCAAGUCUUUCUUUGGGUUUGAGAGUACUGUUGAAAAAAUUGCAAUGAAGCAGUAUUCUCAAAACAUAUCAAAGGGCAAAGAAAUCAUUGAACACUUCAUUGAAGUUCUACGGAAGGAGAACAUCACGGAAGUCCCCAGAUGGAUAGAGCCGGCCACAAAAGCCACAGCCGAGAUCUGUGAUGCCAAAGAAGUUAAGAAGGAGGAGGAGAGCAGUGAGGCCGAGAGCAGCUCCGAGGAGUCCGAACUCAGGGAAAGAACCAGCAGCACCCCCUCCACAGGCUCCACAGAGCUCCAUCUGGGGGCCUCCGCUGCCAACAUCCCCAACAUGGAGAAGAUCAAUCUCAAUGAAGAUGUUUUCAUGACAGACACAAAGUUCAUUAAACGGUGUCUGAAUAACGUAGUGACGGAGGAGGUGGAUAAUUGCAGAACAGAUCAGGAUAACAACAAGCUGGAUGCUGACUACAUCAAGCGGUGCUUAGGUGACCUGACCCCACUCCAGGAGUCUAGAUUAAUACAGCUCAAGAAAUGGGUUGGCGAGCUUCAGAAAGGAAAGGUCCCCAGCGAUGCUUGCCUACUGAGAUUCUUGCGGGCGAGAGACUUCAACAUCGAGAAGGCCCGAGAGAUGCUGAGUCAUUCCCUGAUAUGGAGAAAGAAGAACCAGAUUGACAAGAUCAUGAAUGAGUAUCAGAUCAAUCAAGUGGUGAAAGACUACUUCCCAGGAGGGUGGCACCACCAGGAUAAGGAGGGAAGACCUCUGUAUCUUCUGAGACUGGGUCAGAUGGAUGUCAAGGGACUGGUGAAGUCUGUAGGUGAAGAGGGACUGCUCAAACAUACUCUGCAUAUCUGUGAAGAAGGCCUCCGACUAACUGAAGAGGCCACAGCCAGUCAGAGUCAACCAAUUACAAAUUGGACUCUCCUGGUUGACCUAGAAGGCCUAAACAUGAGGCAUCUGUGGAGACCAGGCAUCAGGACCUUACUAAAGAUAAUUGAGAUUGUAGAGGCAAACUACCCUGAGACUAUGAGUCGAGUCCUCAUUAUUCGUGCUCCUCGAGUUUUUCCUAUUCUGUGGACACUUGUUUCUACAUUCAUUGACGACAACACAAGAUCAAAGUUCCUCUUCUAUGGUGGAAAUGACUACCAGGGCCCAGGUGGCUUGGUUGACUACAUGCCAAAGGAAAAUAUCCCUGAUUUCUUAGGAGGUGAAUGUAAGCGAAGCACACUUUCUCGCUUAGGCCCAGUACCCGAGUCCUUGUACACUGUCACGUACCCAGACGAGCUGGAGCUUAGAAGUAUGGUGCAUGAGGGAGGCUUGGUGCCAAAGAGCAUGUACCAACCUGGAGAGGAGUUUGAGGGAACAAGGCAACACAUCCUCCUCUCAGAACAGUCUGUUUAUCACUCUGUGUCUCUAGGCCGUGGACAGGUGCAUGAGGUGGUGCUGUUAAUUGAGGAACCUGGUUCAGUUAUCUGCUGGGACUUUGAUGUCAUGAAGAGCGAUGUCACUUUCUCUGUUUUACGCACCAAGGUUCCCAUGACAAAUCGGCAGGAGCCACACUCACCUACAGGUGCAAUGGGUGUGAUUGAUGCAGUGAUUGGCACUGAUGACCAGCAUCGCUCUGUGAUUGAGAAGACUUGGCGAGAAGGUCAUGAGUACUUCCGUGUUGAACCUCAGCUAGUUUGUCAUGAUGGAGAAAGUAUACAGUUUCAUGAGCGAGAUGUGCACGAAACCUGCCGUAUGGAUCUACAGCGAGUCUAUCGUGAAGGAGAAAGCUCUCAGGGGUCUCAUGUGACAUCACACAUGGGGACGUACAUAUUACAAUGGCGCUACUAUGAGUCUACGCAGCACACCUCACCCUUAGAUAUUAUUGAUACCAUAACUGCACCCAAGGCAAAGAUUAUGUAUUACUAUGAGACUCUCAAGUCAGCAGACUACAGGGGAUCCAUGACAAGCCUUCAGUCCUGUCAGAGUGGCUUCUCAUCCCUGUCAUCCAACACCAACAAGUCAGCGACGUCAUCCUGUCCGUCCCGCUGACCUUGAUGAAUUGAUUAUUAGGGUUCAAAGUGUUUUCUUAAUCAGGGUUGAAAUCACUCUCUUGACUGAACUGAAGUAGAGUACAACUAUUCUUUAUCAAGUUUCUUGUUUCUUUCUUUUUGUUUUUAAGAAAGAGCCUAAGUAUUCUAAACAUUUUGGAUCUUCAGGUUUUUGUAAAUGCUAAAUAUAGCUGCUGUAAAAAAGAAAUCAGGAAAAGAAAGAAAAGAAAAUAACCUGGUACUAUCUUCAAUUUUUUAGCAUGAAAGACCCAUUAUUGUUAUCAUCCUUUUCCAUAUUAUGAUGUGGAUGGUGUUAUUCCAAGUAUUUCCAUCCUUUGUGGUUUAUGCAAAUCACAGGUAUUUUAGACUGUACGGGGGAUGUAUAUCAUAAGAAUUAUGCAGUGGAAUGGAGAGUUACAGGGUAUUUUUCAUGGAUUGAAAAUUUUGAGGAAUUUAUCACUGUUGUUCAGAGUAUCAAAUUUGCCUGACUUCCCGCAUAAUGAUUAAUGUAGACUUUAGAAUGCUCUUGCCAAACUGUCACAAAAUGUACCAGUGAUAAUAGAGAAGCUCCUAUCAUCUCAUAAGCAAUAGGUACAAACAGUCGUUUUGUAAUGGUAGAGCCCAGCUGGUGCUUUUGGCAUUGUACACAUGUCUCUAGUGGAAUGGAAGCCCUUCCUUGUAAAAUGGGGUCAGACUUUAUGUAGAAACCAUCACUCUGUUACAUUUGGCAUUAAGGGUUCCGAAUUCAUGUUACCAAAUAUUUGUUUCUGGAAAUUGCUAGCAUGAUUGAUAUUCUUAAAAAGGAGUUUAGGAUGUCUGCAUUUUAUUUUUUGAAGAUGUUUUGUGAAACGGUACCCUCCUUGGGAAUACCUCUUGGCAUAUACCUCUAUUGUGAGUAUUUUAGUAUUUUCACACGGAAAAUAGUCUAGUUUUUACAUAGAUUUAUCAGCAAGAAAGAUGCGAGUCUUGAGCUUGGCUCACUUUCAGUAAUGUCUUGUUUAGACAAUUGGAUUACUUUAUUUUUUAUUUGUUUUUACAUAGUUAAAAAGAAGUUUGCUCAAUGAAAUGGUACAAUAAAAAAAUACAAAUGAUCAUAUAUGUAAGUAAUGUAGAAAUACAUCUAAUAGAUUGAGUAAACAGACCAUCAGCUCAGUGUAGAGAAAAGUUAGCUUUCAUAGGAACUCCUCAUGAAAAUCCCUAAAGUGCAGAGGAGUCCCCAAGAAGAGGAAUUAAUAAAAAAAGAAAAAAAAAAAGAAUCCUAAACAUUCUUAUAAAUGUAGCUUCUAUGAAGACUUGAUAAGAGUAGGUAUUGUGCAGAGAGGAUAACAUGAUUUUACGAAAGUUUAGAGGGUCAUGUAUUAUUUUACUAUACCAUUAGGGAAUGCUCAAGAAAUGUUUGAAAUAUGAGACCAAGAAAUCAAAUGUGAAACUGUUUGUUCUUGUGAUGAACAGAGAAUUUGUGUGAUCAAUUAGUGAGUCAAACUCUAAGAUGAUGUCCCCUGUAAGGUGUCAAACAGGCGUCUUUUUCCCCGUCUUCCAUAAAGGUCUAUCAUCCAUCAUUCACCAACCACAAUUCAUGACUUGAGCAAACGAUUAUCACCAGAGAGAAAGCUGAAUGUGAGAUAUUGGUAAUAUUAUAGUAAUUCCAUAUAUUUUAAAAACAAGUACGAAGAGUUAGUGUAGGGCCUAGCAUAAAAUAUGAAUUAAGAAAAAGCCUCUAUAUGCACAUGUUUAGUAUUGUUGUAAGGUCUGUGUAUGCAUAUGUACAUGCUUGCACAUUGUUAAAACUCAGUGUAGAUCACUGAAGUCCAUUUUAUAGUGUAAUUAUUAAAUGAAAUCAGUAAAAAAAUAAAAACCUAUUGCAGAAACUGUACAACUGUCUAGUUACUUUAUUCAGUUGAUAGUAUACAUGCUUCAUUGUUAUCUGCCGGAGAAGGAAGCUAAAAUUUGAUAUGUAUAUUCAUGUCUUUGAUUAGAUUUUUUUGGGGAAAAAAGUGAAUUGUCAGCAAUCUUAAAGUUGUCCAGUGACUGUCUUUAGGCAUGUUUAGUCUAGUCCAACCAUAUCAUAAGAGAUUGUUAUAAAUGAUAUCGUAGUUAUUGCUGAUUUUGGUAAUUUUAAAUACUAAGGCUGAACAUAGGAAGAUUUAUUAUUCUAAAUGAGAAUGUUACUGGAUAAAAAUUGGAUCGUAAAAUGCUGUAUAGAGAGAAUGGGAAGCCAAUUUUGUUUAUCACAGCAAUUUCAGGUCAAUUUCUAAGCACUUUGUGGCUGUAAUUUUUACAUUCAAAACUACAUUUUUGAUUUAGUGUUGGCAUUGGGCUGCCUGGGGCCAACAUGCACCCAUAGUUCUCAAUGAAACUAAUUUCCGUUGGUAAUUGCAAAAAAAUAUAUGUGAAGAAAAAUAAAAGGAAAUGCUUUAAUUAAGAAGGUUGCAUGAUGGGUAAUGAUAUCUCCCACUGUAGUGUAUUAUUUUAAUGUAUACUUUGAAAUAUCACUAGAAUUUGAUCCGAAAGAGUGCUUUCUGUUCUUGGUAUGUUUUUAAGCCUUCAAAAGUAUUUUUUUUAAUUCAGUUUUUACUUUCCUUAGAAGCCUAUGUGGGCAUUCUCACUAAAACAAAAAAAAGGAAAGUUUUGUGUGCCUCACCCUAAGUAAAACAUGAUUGUGCAUUUCCCUUCAAUGAAAAUUGUGCUGAUAAAUUUGGUGAUAUGUGCUUCUUCUUGUAUACCAGCUUGAUAUGAUCUCUCUGCCAAGUUAUUUAUAGGUUUGAGUGAUAUUUAGUGUAUAAAACUGGCUGUAGAGUAUUUAUGUAUUUUAAUUUCUUGAGAAAUUUGUGUAUCCCUUAAGGAUGUGUGUAUAUCUUAUGUGUAGACAUAGGAUACACCCUGUCAUUAAUGCAUACACAGUGGCAACACAAUUGUUUUAAGACAGUUGUAGUAGAUCUGCAACUAGUAUUCUUGAUUGCUGUACUGGUGCCCUGGUGGUAGGUACAUGUGUGGUAAGAGUAGGAAAGUGUACUUGUUACAGGUAGGAUUUUAGGGGCUGGUCAUUUUGAUGAAAAAUGUUCUUGAAUAUUUCUCUUUUUUCUCUCUUCACAUAUGUUGUUUAAGUCCUCUUUUCUCUUAUUUUCUUUACAUAGCAUCACCUUGAAUUUAUUUGUGAAGGUGAAUUUAGCUUAAGGUUUUAAUGAAUAAAGAAUAUUGAAUUAUUAUAUUAAGUUGUAAAUUGGUUUUGUCAAUACUAUAAAAUGCAAGGUCCUUGUUUUUUUAAUGGUGUAUUUUUUUAUUAAUAUUUUAACCAUAAAAUAAAAUCUUUUUUUUUUUUUUUUUUUUUUUUUUUUUUUUUGGAAGACCAAGAUGACUCCACCCCCAUCUGAUACUGAAAAUGUUUAGUUUAGAUGAAAAUAAAACAAAUAUGGCUUUUUUAAGGGUAGGAUAAUGCAUUGAAAGUUGACAAGCAAUAAAGACAUAUAUUUCUAACUAAAGUUUAGAUAUGAAAAUAAAGUUUAGAUAUGAAAAUAGACUUGACGUACAUGACCCAUAAUUUGGAAUAUAUUAUGAUGAUUUUCUAAAUUAGAGUUCUUGCUUGGUACCAAUAGUGAUAUUAGACUGAGUCCAGAUAAUGUUGUUUAUAUCCUAGGUUAUUGCAUCAUUAUAUGUGCUUUUACAUUUGCACUUACACACAAACACAAGCCCCACUUUCCUAAGUUUACAUAAAAUACAAACAUAGGUAUUGGUACUUUCAAAAAUAAGAAAAAUGCAGCAGUAAAAAACAGGAUUAGAAGUCCUUUUUCACAUGGUUCUUGAUUUACUAAUAUGUUAUAUGAUAUUAAUUUAAACAAAAAAAUGCUGAUUAGGUAGUGUUGGUAUGUGCUUUAUUAUAUUCUUUAAAAUAAAGGUGAAGUAUUACAUUAUCUGGAUUAUGGAGCUUAAAACAAGAAACUAGAGUGAUGACAAGUUUCUUGCAUAAAUAAUGUACUUAUCAGGGUGAUACUGUAACAUAGAAUCCGUGCUGCUCUUUUAGUGAGUAAAAAAGAAUAUACAGUAACAUGGAAGAAA